AUGUUCAGAUUGAUUAGAAGAUCAUUUCCGAAUAAGCUGUUAAGUUUUACCUCGAAAUUGAGGAAUUCUAGAACUUAUAGUACUAGAUCUGGAUCUAAGGUCAGUGGAUUCAUAGGUGGAUCGGUUCUAUUAACCGUUGGUGUUGCAAUCGGAAGCUUUUAUGCACCAAAUUUGGAUAAUGCAGAUAAAUCAACCGUUCCCUUGGAAGAUGUUAAACCUUUGAAAUAUGCUGAUGAUAAAGCAUUUGCUCAAGCUGUGAAAGAGAUCAAAGCUAUUGUGGGGGAUCAUUUUUCAGAAAAUGAAGAUGAAAUCAAAUUGGUUUCCGAUAUUUAUUUCGGAACUCAUAGACCUCCAGAACCUUUAAAGAAUAAACCUGGAAUCAUUGUUUCUCCUAAAAAUACUGAAGAAGUAUCUGAAAUCUUGAAGAUUGCUCAUAAAUAUAGAGUACCAAUAGUUGCAAAUUCUGGUAUGACUUCAUUAGAAGGUCAUACUAUUCAUACCAGAGGUCCUAAUUCGAUUUCUAUUUCAUUCACAAGAAUGAAUGAGGUGUUAGAAUUUCAUCCUGAUGAUUUGGAUGCUGUAGUUCAAGCAGGUGUGGGUUGGCAAGAUUUAGAUGAAUAUUUAUUGAGUAGAGAAGAUGGUAAACAUUUAUCUUUUGGACCUGAUCCAGGUAUGGGGGCUACUAUUGGAGGAAUGACAAGUACAAGUGCCAGUGGUACUAAUGCUUAUAAAUAUGGUACUAUGAAAGAAAAUGUUAUUAAUAUAACUGUGGUAUUAGCUGAUGGAACUAUUCUUAAAACCAAACAACGUCCUAGAAAAUCAAGUGCUGGUUAUGAUUUAACUCAUUUAUUUAUCGGUCAAGAAGGUACUUUGGGUUUGAUCACUGAAAUUACUGUCAAAUUAAAUGUUCGUCCUAUUUAUGAAUAUGUAACUAUUUUAACAUUCCCUUCAGUAAAAGAUGCUACUCAAACUGCUUCAACCUUAGUUGCUAAAUCCGGAUUACACUUAAAUGCCAUUGAAAUUCUCGAUAAAACUACCAUGAGUUUUGUCAAUAGUCUGGGUAUCACUGAUGGUAAGGGUAAGACGAAGAAAUUCCUUGAAAAUCCAACAUUAUUCUUAAAAAUCGGAGGUGCUACCCAGGAGUCCAUUAAAGAACAAAAUAAGAUCGUGGAACUGAUUGCCAAACAAAAUAAUAUCGUCAAACAUGAGGUCAGUAGAAGUGAAGAAGACAAUGCUGUAUUAUGGAGUGCCAGAAGACAAGGAUUAUGGUCAACCAUUGAACACGGAACCAAAGUCUUAAAGGAUCCAAAUGAUGUUCAAAUAUGGACCACCGAUAUAGCCGUUCCGCUUUCCCAUUUACCCAACAUCAUUUCUGAAACCAACGACGAUUUGAAUAAUAAUGGAUUUGAGAACAAAUUUGCUCUUAUGGGUCAUAUUGGAGACGGGAACUGUCAUUUUUUGAUCUUGUAUAAUAAAGAAGAUUAUUCCAAGGCUCAAGUGUUAGUUGAUAGAAUGGUGGAUAGGGCAUUGAAGUUUGAAGGUACUUGUACUGGAGAACAUGGUGUGGGUAUUGGUAAAAGAAAAUUCUUAACCAAAGAAUUAGGACCUAACUCUGUUGAUUUGAUGAGGAAACUUAAAUUUGCUUUAGACCCUAGAGCUAUUUUAAACCCUGAUAAAGUCAUUAAACUUGAACCAGGUGAUAAGUUAGAUGAACUUCUUGAAGCAGGAUCAGUUCAUGAAACUCAUGCUCCAAAUUGUUGUCAUUAA
Yamadazyma jaroonii is the source of this 1767-nucleotide messenger RNA. NCBI's taxonomy places the organism in Eukaryota, Fungi, Ascomycota, Pichiomycetes, Serinales, Debaryomycetaceae. The record is from the annotation of a GenBank genome assembly.